Pelodiscus sinensis (Chinese soft-shelled turtle) is the source of this 2255-nucleotide messenger RNA. NCBI's taxonomy places the organism in Eukaryota, Metazoa, Chordata, Testudines, Trionychidae. The record is from RefSeq and is a predicted model, not a curated record.
AUGCCCCAUAGUUAUGAUCUUGAAGGCCCCAGGCACUGUAGGGUCAUUAAUGAUCGGAACCCCAGCUACAAACAGCUCAAGUUCCGCAUUAUCCAUGAGACAGGGCUUGCUAUGAACUUCCUGCAUAGCAUGACACCCCCUUUGCUUCACUUCGACUUAAAACUGGGAAAUAUCCUUCUAGAUGGGAAUAGGUACGAUAAGGUAAGGCAUUUUGGCUUAUCUAGAUGGAUGGAGCAGCCGAGCUGGAUGCCGUACAUGGAGAGAUCAGCCUUGAGGGGCACCCUGAGCUACGUCCCACCUGAAAUACUUCUCCAGAGCACCAGGCCACCGGGAACAAGGGCUGCCCAGCACGGCUCCGGGAUUAUCAUUUCAGAGGUUCUUAUGCAAAAGAAGCCACGCUCAGAUACCCGCAUGAUGGCCAUCAUAGCCAGGGUGUCAGCAGGCAAGAGGCCCUGUCUCGUGUCCGUCGGUGAGGAGUGGCCAGGGGAACACCAGCAGCUGGUUGACUUGAUGAAGAAGUGCUGGGACCAAGACCCGAGGAGAAGACCGUGCUUCAUGGGUGUGGCAUCCAAGUGUGACACUCAGCUGAGGGCAAAGCCAAACCCUGGUACUAAACGCCCAGCCUCUUAUUUUGAAAUAGCUGUGCCAUGUAGACGUACCCGCGGUGACACUCAAGGAAAUGUGGAGAAGGUGAAGUUUCUGUUGAGGCAGGAGGCCAGUGUGGACAGCCAGCUUGGCUGUGGCCUCACCCCACUCAUGGCUGUGCAGAAGGGGUCACCAGAGAUCUAUUCCAUUCUAAUCGAGCAUGAUACAGAUGUCAACAUGGCCAACAAAGACGGCUGGUCCCCUUUUCACUUCAGAAUGGGGAUGUUUGUGCGCCUCCUGCUGGUCCAGCAGGCAUGGGCAGACUCCCAAGAAUGUGAAGCUCCGCUCCACUUGGCAUCUCAGAACCACUUUGAGAAUGUCGCCUGGAUGCUGCUCUCUCGCCAGGCUGACCCCGCAUGCCAGGAGAACGAUGGGAGAACUGCCCUCCACGCGGCAGCUUACUGCGGGCACCUCAGCCACGUGGCACCCCUGGCCAGCCAAGGAGCUGACCAUGAAGGGAAGCAGAAGACCCAUUGAACCCCACUGCACCUCGCUGUGGAGAGGGGUACUUUUAGAGGGGUGCAAUAUCUGCUGAAGAGCAGGGCGUCUGUCAGCUGCCUGGAUGAGCAUCACUCCAGUGCUUUGCACAUGGCUGCUGUGAAGGGGAAGUAUCUGAUAUGCGAGAAAUGGAUCAAAUAUGGGGCAGAUGUGGACUUGAGGACUCCUCUAUACCUCGCUUGUUUCAAAGGCUGCAUUGAAAUGCUCUGCCUGCUACACAGCCAUGUCAAAGGAGGCAGGGGUUGGACGCCGCUUCAUGUGGCUGCCCACCACAGUGAAGAUGGGGUGAACCCCAAGGCUGCUGAGAAAUCAGAGUGGACCCCUCUCCACCUUGCCGUGCAGCAGGGGGCCUUCCUAAGUAGCAUCAACCUCCUGGAGCUCAAGGCAGAUGUCCAUGUUAAGAACAAAAUGGGCUGGACUCCUCUUCACCGCUCUGUCCUCAGCGGCAAUGCAGCUACCGUAAAGGCCUUGAUAAGGCUGAAUGUGGAGGACCCGACGGGCUGCACUCCCCUCCCACUGGCCGUUAGGAAUCAGAAGCAAAGCACUGCUACUGUGUUGCAAGGGAAGGACUUGCCAAUGCAUAACAUGGGGAGCAGGGAUGGCACUGAGCAGUGAAAAAGCUUUUAAACCAUGAGCCCCAAUUCGUCCCUUGACACUGUUGACAGGAGGGAUGGAUUUGAAGAGUCACCAGCGUUUGCGAUUUUAUGCUGAGUUCUCGCAGGAUUAGAUGUUUCUUCACUAGCUCCUGGAGUCAGGCAAUUGUGGGAAGAUCUAGACAUUUAAAAAACAAAUUGAGUUCACGUCUUUGCCAAGAAAAGCUGGAGGAUGUGAAUCCUAAAGGCUUCGAAGCCGGAGGGCAAACACAAAGAACCCAGCACUGGUUAUUCUGGGGGCCUGACUCAUAAAUGGGAAGGUUAGAGGUGGGUGUGUUGGAUAUGACCCAUGUGUUUGUGCUUCCAUGCUAGUAAUGUCAUCAGCGGAUGGAAGUGGAUGCAAAAGCUACAGCCUCUUUUUGUACAGACCCUGCUGGAAUUGCAUCUAACAACAAACAUACACCCGUCUCCCACAAAGCUUCCUGCUUCUGUUCCGCCCUUCAAUGGGGAGUUUUUUCA